Penicillium odoratum is the source of this 1977-nucleotide messenger RNA. RefSeq names its product FAD-binding oxidoreductase. NCBI's taxonomy places the organism in Eukaryota, Fungi, Ascomycota, Eurotiomycetes, Eurotiales, Aspergillaceae. Gene Ontology annotation, molecular function: FAD binding; oxidoreductase activity. The record is from RefSeq and is a predicted model, not a curated record. The transcript has 4 exons. The coding region runs from base 1 to 1977 and encodes 658 amino acids.
AUGAAGUGUGUGAGUGGAUUGGCUCUCGUGGCUGGCGUGUCGCUCGCCCAGGCGCUGUCCACUGCAUCACUCACGGCAGCACAAAGCGCGGUUACUUCUUCAGGGCUGUUCCCAUAUGAGUCACUGCAGCUGACCGAGGGUGCACUCAGUGAUGUCUCUAAGGCCUUGCAGAACCAGACUGUUGCUGGCAUGUUUGAUUUUGCCAACACCACCAAUUCGAGCACCACCAUGGUUAAACGAAGUGCUCAGCACCAUUGCAAGCCGAUGCCUGGUGAUUUGCUGUGGCCAGCAAAGCUUAUUUGGGAUGUCUUUGAUGUGCUUCUCGGCGGCAGCCUGAUCAAGACUGUUCCUUUGGCGGCCUACUGCUAUCCAGAAUGGCCAGAGUACAAUGCCACCAAGUGUGCGAGCAUUACAGCGGACUGGCUUGACUCAGACUUGCACAUGAAUGACCCUACAUCAAUCAUGUUGCCGUUGUAUGAAGGUCGUACUUGUCUUCCAUCGCCGUAUAAUUAUACCUCCACCUGCAAGCAAGGCGCCUACCCUGCGUACGCGGUGAAUAUCUCCACCGUGGCACAGAUCCAGCUGGCAGUCAACUUCGCCCGGAACUUGAACCUGCGUUUGGUGGUGAAGAACACCGGCCAUGACUUCAACGGUAAGGCCGCUGGAAAGGGGGCUCUAAGCAUCUGGACCCACUACCUCAAGGACAAGGAGUACCUACCAACCUACAGGGCCCCUAAUGGCUAUGUUGGCCCGGCAAUCAAAUUUGGCUCUGGUGUCCAAGUUUGGGAAGCGUAUGAGUUUGCCAAGAGCGUUGGCCACUCAGUUGUCGGUGGAGAGGCGGUAACCGUUGGUCUGGGUGGUGGCUAUACAGCUGGUGGUGGCCACUCUCCCCUAUCCAGUUUGUACGGCAUGGCAGCCGAUCAGGUUCUAUCAAUGCAAGUCGUUCUUGCGGAUGGUCGCUUCAUCACUGCUAGCUCUACCGAGAACUCGGAUGUUUUCUGGAUGCUCCGUGGUGGAGGUGGUAGUACCAUCGGUGUUGUCACCUCUCUGGUUGUCAAGGCUCUGCCCAAGCUGGAGACCACUACGGUGACGUUUAACUUCACCGUCAGUGAUACUCCUGGCCCGGACGCUUUCUGGGCUGCGGUUCGGUCAUACCUGGACAACUUCGAAGCCUUUGUUGAUGCUGGUACAUAUGGUUACUACUACAUUGGCGCAGACUCAGCUGAAAUUGGCACGGCCUAUGCUGGUGAUACCGACUAUUACUUCCGGAUGGAAUCAUUCGUUGCGCCGAACAUGACUAUCGCAGAGACCAAGGCUCUUAUUGCUCCAUGGUUCAAUGCCCUUAACAACUUGAAUGUCACCUACACUCCGUGGUAUAACCAUGCAGACAACUUCCACGAUGCUUGGGUGGAGGCUUUUCCACAAGAAUAUGUCGGAACUGACAUCGUCAAGACUGCUUCCCGACUACUCCCCCGUAGCGUCUUCCAAAGCGAUGAUCUCCGCAACCAGACCUUGACAGCCUAUAAGGACGCUGUGGACAAGGGUCUCUUCCUUGCCGGUUUCCAUAUCAGUGGUACCGGUAUUGCCGUCGAACCACCAAAGGAUAACUCCGUGCUGCCUGCAUGGCGUGACACAAUGACCCAUAUCAUUGUGGGCUCUGAGUGGAACUUCACCAGCACCUGGGAUGUAAUUGAGAGUUCCUCGCUCUUCGUGACAGAGUGGAUGGAUGUACUUCGCCAGAUUGCUCCCGACUCCGGCGCCUACAUGAGUGAAGCAGAUCUCCUGGAGCCAAAUCAACAGCAAGCUUUCUACGGUACCAACUACCCACGUCUCUACUCACUAAAGCAGAAGUAUGACCCCACUGGUCUUUUUUUCGCUCUUACUGCUGUCGGCGCCGAGGACUGGGAGGUUCAGACUACUGAUCCCCUUCCCUAUUCGUGGAACAACAACGGGCGACUGUGCCCCAAGUCGUCUUAA